This is a messenger RNA of Vitrella brassicaformis, 946 nucleotides long. Lineage: Eukaryota; Vitrellaceae. The record is from the annotation of a GenBank genome assembly.
UUUUUCAGGCCAGAAUGUUUGACGGUGGCCAGUGAGUAAUGGUCAGUCAAUCAGUCUCGUGCAGACAGACAGACAGACAGACGGACAGGUCAUGCGAUCCAGCCAUUCAACAUAUCCCUCCACUCAGCGUGACCCCCACUCGCAGACAGACGGAAAGGAAAACCCGCAGGUGUGCAAAGCCGUCACUCCCUCUUCACCCUGCCCCCUCCAUACUCCUUUCCCCUCCCGCCGAAGCAAUCAGUCAAUUGUCGUGUCCGCAAGGGUUCUCAUCGUCGCACAAGACCGAGCCGACCACCUGACGGAACAAAACACCAGACAGCCAUCCUAUGAUAUGACAGGCCGACAGCGCAGUUUGUCAGCUCUGCUCACCCCGGCGAUGACCAGGACGUAGAUGAAGGCCAGAGCAGAGCCCAGCAUCAACGCACGCUUGCCCCUGAAGCACAACGACAGCGGAAAGGACAGCAAUUUCUCACUUUCGGUCGGCCCCACGGCGACACUCGCCUGACCAUAUCUUGCGGGGCGAGUUCUGAGGAGAGACAAAACCGUACCAGCAACCAAGUGAGCGCAUGCCCCUCCCUCCCCCGUCAUUCUCCUCACGUCGGGGUCCGUCGAGUAGCGGCAGAAGGCGACGCAUCCGACGGGCGGGAAGAGAAUCGACCCGAAGAACAUCAGGAUGGCAUGCGUCGGGUCCAGCUUUUGCGCGGCGAUGAAGGGCUUCGACACUCCAGUCUGGGGAGGCACGGCCCUGGCCUCCGGAGCCCCGGCCUCCACAGUGCCGGCCUCCACAGUGCCGGCCUCGCCGGCCUCCAUCCCCACUAUGGGCUCUUCCUGCACCACUGCUUUGGGGCCGGUGGCCUCUUCCAAGUCGAUGUCGUAUAGGCCCACGUCAGUCAUGGGCUCGUCAGGCUGCUCAAAAGACAUUCUCACUCGAACUGGAAGUUGAGAA